Molecule: messenger RNA, 1451 nt
Organism: Sesamum indicum (sesame)
Lineage: Eukaryota; Viridiplantae; Streptophyta; Magnoliopsida; Lamiales; Pedaliaceae
Product: ethylene-responsive transcription factor ERF113
Biological process (GO): regulation of DNA-templated transcription; ethylene-activated signaling pathway
Molecular function (GO): DNA binding; DNA-binding transcription factor activity
Source: RefSeq, a predicted model, not a curated record
AAUAAAUAAAUGUUGAGAGUUGGCAAUAAAAACCCUUCUUCCCAACCCUACUUUUCCUCCCUUCAUUUUGCCUCUACUACUACUACACCUACAGAAAGAGACAUCUUCGCUUCCAUGUCGCCAUCUCAAUUCUUCCAUCUCUCAACUUCUUCUUGACACAACAUAUAUAUAGAGAGAGAGAAAGAGAGUGAAAGAGAGAAAUAGGAAAAAAAAGGGGGGGUUGGAGAUAUAUAAAAUAUAUUUAUGAAAAAUUAUUAAUAAUCUGACGAUCUUGGAUUGUUAUAUUAUUAAAAACCACAUACACAUACACACACCAGGAGGGAUUCAAGAAAAAGGGUUGCAAGGUGGAUCGGAGGAAAGAGGCCAGGCCACUUCCCAUGGAAGCACCGGGGGAGAAAAGCGGCGGAGCAUACGGCUUCUCCGGUGGACAAAACAACAUGAUUUCCGGUCUCACAAGAAUUCUUGGCGCCACCCAUGAAGAAGAUCCCGCCUUGCCGCCGCCGCCGCCGCCGGAGGCCCCCCAAGAAGCUCACCAAGAUCAAGUGUAUGGUCUUGAUGGAAGCAACUGUGAAGAAGCACUACAGAGGAGUGCGGCAAAGGCCGUGGGGCAAAUGGGCAGCCGAGAUACGCGAUCCCAAGAAGGCAGCCCGAGUAUGGCUUGGCACCUUCGACACAGCUGAGGAUGCAGCCCUUGCAUACGAUGAAGCUGCGCUGAGGUUCAAAGGCUCCAAAGCCAAACUCAACUUCCCCGAACGAGUUCAAGGCAGGACCGAGCUACGUUACGUUAGCACCACCGACUCAUCGACCAGCCAUCAACAGGGAGCUGGUUUAAGCAACUUCCCAUCAUCCGUCCACAUGCCUCCUCAACUCCCCUCCGAUCCAUUGCUGCACAAUACCUUCCCAGGACUUCAGCAGUACGCGCAGUUGCUGUCUAGUAACGACGCUGAGUUCCCUUACUUAACCUCAGCUCUUUACAACAACAAUCAGCAAUUGGGAUAUGAUUACCCCGACUCUCAGCCGACAACGGCCGCCACCGACGCCUCGUUGCAGCUACAACAGCAGCAAGAUUUUCCUCCUGGUUUUGGAGCUCAGUAUGGGAGCUUUUCUGGCUCGGAUUUUAUGAAUUAUGGCAACUACUUCGACCCUAAUAAUCAGAGUGGAUGAUGAUAUUAAGUAGUUCUCGGUUCAUUAGAAUCAAGCUCGAUUUUGUGAGCUAAGUUUAGAGUAUAUGUAUGAUGAACUGCGUGUCUAUGAGUUCUUCUGGUUAUUAUUGAUUAAUGCUUGAGUCAUGAGGAGAGGGUUGGGAGAUUUUAAUUUGUACAUCUCCCCUUAAUUUUAAGCUAAGCAAGCAACUUCUGUACUAUGCUUGUGAAGACCAAGAGGUUAUUUAGUGUUCAAUUGUGCAUGAAUAAUCAUAUGUUGUCUCAAUUCUAGCUAAUGUUCUUGAAUAA